This is a messenger RNA of Rhagoletis pomonella (apple maggot), 760 nucleotides long. RefSeq names its product transcription factor Adf-1-like. Bases 329 to 760 code for a protein of 143 amino acids. The record is from RefSeq and is a predicted model, not a curated record. The transcript is spliced from 4 exons. Gene Ontology annotation, cellular component: nucleus; transcription regulator complex. Gene Ontology annotation, biological process: regulation of transcription by RNA polymerase II. Lineage: Eukaryota; Metazoa; Arthropoda; Insecta; Diptera; Tephritidae.
UUUGCCGGCGACAAUGAGUAGAUGUAGUGCUGCCACUAAAACAUGAAAUUUAAAAAUUUUCUAGGCUUUAACAAGUCUAACGUUAUUUAACUAAGAAAAAGGAUAAAAUAACUUUGCUAUUUUUAAUGUAAUAACAAUCGAUCAUUUUAAACUAAUUAAUCUACUUUUUUCUCUUUUUUGUACAAAAAAUUCCACCAAGAGCAAGAUAUUUUAAUAUUAUAGAAGUGAAAUGUUUAAAUGUGGCAACAACGAAAUUAUGUACUUCCAUACCGAACAGCUGUUGUGCUAAAAUAAAAUCGAAUUCUUUUGCUUGUGCUGCACAUUAUUUAUGUUUGGUAUAACAAUGGACUUGGAUGAAAUUUUAAUAGAAGAAGUACGCAAUCAUCCACUGCUGUACGAUCUUGCCCACAUGGAGUACAAAAAUUUGAGAAGAAAGGAUUAUGCAUGGAAGGAGGUUGCAGCUAAUACAAAGUUGAGCGAACUGGAGUGCAAGAAACGAUGGAAGAGCCUCCGCGACUCCUAUAAGCGCUGCAAAAGGAUGGAUCAACUCGCUUCCGGCAGUAGUGCUGAAACACCAAGGAAAAAAUGGAGAUACUUCGAAUCACUAUCAUUUUUGGAAAAUGUAUCGAAUUCCAGGCGCACUAUUGGAAGUAUAAGCGCAGAUGAUACUCAAUUUAUCGAAGAAAGUGAAGUGAUGGAAAUUGUUGAUGUCAAUUCAGCAAACAAUUCUCAACCUGCAAUAGAAAGACCUCAACGUUAG